AUGGGUGAUGCCAAGUCAUGUACUGACAUUAUGGAGUCCUUCGCCAUCAUCGGCAUGUCCUUCAGGCUGCCUCAAGGAGCCGUGGACGAGGAGAGUUUCUGGGAUGUCCUUGACAAACGCAAAAGUCUCUCCUCAAAGUGGCCAGAUAGCCGUACCGGCCCUGAAUCAUUCUUCGAUCAAAAGGUCCGUCUACAUUGUCGGGCCUCUCGUGCCCACUUUCUUGAGGAGGACCCGGCCUUAUUCGAUGCUCCUUUCUUCUCAAUCACGGCCAGGGAGGCCGCUGCGAUGGAUCCACAGCAACGACUGGCCCUUGAGGUUGCGUAUCAUGCAUUUGAAAAUGCCGGCAUACCAAUCCAGAGUCUUCGAGGCACCAGUACCGCUGUGUUCGGCGCGACCAUGUCGGAUGAUUAUGCGCGGAUGGGGUCCAAGGACUUUGAUAUGGCGCCGCCGCAAAGCCUAACGGGUGUCCAGCCUGCAAUUCUGCCCAAUCGGAUUAGCUGGCACUUUGACCUCCGAGGUAGCAGUGUAGCCAAUGGCUAUGCACGUGGCGAGGGUCUAGUCGCACUAGUUAUCAAGCCAAUCGGCGAUGCUAUUCGGGACGGAGAUGUUGUCAGGGCCGUAAUACGAGCCACUGGCGCGAAUCAGGAUGGGAGGACUCCCACCUUAACGCAACCAAGUAUCGAUGCUCAGGUUGCCCUGAUUCGGCAGGUAUACGCCCAAGCUGGCAUUGGAUUUGAGUCUACGGCUUACGUCGAAGCACACGGGACCGGGACUCCAGUUGGCGAUCCAAUUGAGAUGAGCGCUAUUGGGAGAACGUUCAAAGGACAUAGGCCAGAUUCUGUUCCUCUCUAUGUGGGAUCUGUGAAAUCAAACAUCGGUCAUCUCGAAGGCGCUAGUGGAGCUGCUGGCAUUGUCAAAUCCGUUAUGGCGCUCGAAAGGGGUAUUAUUCCACCAACCGCUCUCUUCAAAACAAUGAAUCCAGAUAUUGACGCAGCACUUUGUGGCGUUGAGGUCCCAAUCCAGAGCAAACCUUGGCCGACCCGGGGCCUGCGGCGCAUCUCGGUCAAUUCCUUCGGCUACGGAGGCACUAACUAG
Messenger RNA from Diaporthe batatas, 1095 nucleotides. RefSeq lists its product as uncharacterized. NCBI's taxonomy places the organism in Eukaryota, Fungi, Ascomycota, Sordariomycetes, Diaporthales, Diaporthaceae. The transcript is spliced from 7 exons. The record is from RefSeq and is a predicted model, not a curated record. Gene Ontology annotation, biological process: secondary metabolite biosynthetic process; fatty acid biosynthetic process. Gene Ontology annotation, molecular function: fatty acid synthase activity. The coding region runs from base 1 to 1095 and encodes 364 amino acids.